Akanthomyces muscarius is the source of this 642-nucleotide messenger RNA. RefSeq lists its product as uncharacterized. The record is from RefSeq and is a predicted model, not a curated record. Bases 1 to 642 code for a protein of 213 amino acids. Gene Ontology annotation, molecular function: DNA-directed RNA polymerase activity. The transcript is spliced from 4 exons. NCBI's taxonomy places the organism in Eukaryota, Fungi, Ascomycota, Sordariomycetes, Hypocreales, Cordycipitaceae. Gene Ontology annotation, cellular component: RNA polymerase II, core complex; RNA polymerase III complex; RNA polymerase I complex. Gene Ontology annotation, biological process: DNA-templated transcription.
AUGUCUCUAACAGUGCUGUUUGCAGGUCGCAGUCAACAACUUAUAUCAAGCUUCAUCCUCCAACAACUUUUUGCCGACAUCUCCCCCAACGAUACCCAAAACCCCGAGGCCACGAAGCCAAUUGCCGGCGCGCAUACUUUUCUUCUUCUCUUUCACCCCCACACCACACGCAAAACGAUGUCUGGCGGCGGUGGCGGCGGCGCCGGCGAUGCCACCCUCUUCGAGGAGAGCUUCACCAUCACCGACUACGACCAGUCCAAGUACGACCGCGUGGCGCGCAUCUCGUGCACGUCGGGCGACUCGCAGACGGUCAUGGCGCUCGACAUCAACCUGGAGCUCUUCCCCUGCGCCGUCGGCGACUCGCUGCACGUGGUCCUCAGCACCACGCUCUCGCCCGACGGCGCGCGCGACGACGACAAGGGCUGGCGCGACGUGGGCAAGGGCGGCGACGCGCCUGCGACGCUCGCAGACCUGUACGACUACGUCUGCUACGGCAAGCUUUACAAGUUUGAGGAGACGUUUGACGGAGCGACCAUCAAUGCCUACGUUUCUUUUGGUGGUCUGCUCAUGUCGCUGCAGGGACCGGUCAAGAAGCUCACACCUCUACGAGUCGACGCCGUGUAUCUUUUGAUCAAGAAAUAG